Paramecium octaurelia is the source of this 980-nucleotide messenger RNA. NCBI's taxonomy places the organism in Eukaryota, Ciliophora, Oligohymenophorea, Peniculida, Parameciidae. The record is from the annotation of a GenBank genome assembly.
AAAAAAAUGAAUGUUGAAGAAAUAAAAUAUAAGUUGAAAGAAUUACAUAAGAAAUAAUAGGAGAGCUUAAGUAAAAGAAAAACCUUGAUCAAAGAAAUUAAAAGCAUGCCAUUUUAGUAUUUUUGCUAAUCUAUGUUAAUAGAAGGAACAACAAUAAAAACAAGAAAUUAAAGGAUGAGAACGAUAAGGUAAUUUAUAGAUUAAGGAUGUUUUGAAGACUUUUGUAAUAAAUCUUGAAGGUGCUAAACAGGAACGUGCAGAAAAGUAAAAGUAGCUUGAUCAAAAAGUACCCAUUGCCUUAAAAGAGAAAGAUAGAAGAAUAGUAAAAAGUCUAUUUGGAAACCAUCUACAAAGAGCAAAGCAAGAUUUAGAUGGAGAAAAAUAGAAAGUAAAUUCUAUGAUCAUAUUAAAUUAGUUGGAUAAACAAAUAGAGAUUAAUAAAAGAUUAGAGGAUAAAGAAAGACAAGAUUUGAUGGCAUUCAAAGAAAAUUAGGAUGUAUUCUAAUACAUAUAUUAAAUAGAAAAAAAAAGAAAAAUUAGUGACCGAAAGAAAGUAAUUGGAAAGAGAGUUGGCAGCUGAUGAGUUUAGAAGACAAGUACAUAUCAUAACAGCUAUAUAUAUAGUAAUUGUUAUUGGAGCUCUAAUUGAAAACUAUGAGAGAAUUCUUUAUCACAAAGUAUGUAAUAUUUAUAGAGUCUUUUAGAACGGCUCCAUAUUUGUUAUGGCAACCAGUCAAAACAAAUGAAGGAAUGAAUCCACUUAAAGAAUAUAGUAACGAGCGGUUCAAUGUAUAUCCAUUUUCAACUGUGAUUAGGAAAUGGAAAAAGAUCUAAAGGAGAAAUUACAGAGAGCAUACUAAUAAUUUAUUGAUUUUUAAAGUCAGAAAAUAAAGGAAUAGCCUAUUGAACAAGAGCAGGAAAGUUCUCAAUCGGAAAGCGAGGAGUCUUAAGAGAAACCAAAAGAAGAAGGGUAAGAAUGA